Messenger RNA from Rubroshorea leprosula, 2326 nucleotides. NCBI's taxonomy places the organism in Eukaryota, Viridiplantae, Streptophyta, Magnoliopsida, Malvales, Dipterocarpaceae. The record is from the annotation of a GenBank genome assembly.
CCAUUCCAGAAUACACUUCCUAAGAAAAUAGAGAUGGAAAAAUCACCGACCCCAGAUGCAGUAUCUUUGAUCCUAGCUAACCCAUCUCCGGAUUCUUCCUCAGAUCUUCCCGAGAUCGUCGUGCAGGUUCUGGACCUCAAGCUUAUGGGCAAUCGCUACACAUUUAGCGCCGGUGAUGGGAAGAUGAAUCUAAGAGCAAUUUUCCCAUCAAAUAUUUCUGCUGAAGUCAUUUCAGGAGGCAUCCAAAACAAGGGUCUUGUUCGCAUUCUUGACUACACUCUCAAUGACAUUCCAAAUAAAUCAGAAAAAUACUUAAUUGUAACAAAAUGUGAGGUGGUGUGUCCUGCACUUGAGAUGGAGUUCAAGGCUGAAGAGAGCAAUGAGGAAUCCGGGACUAUAAAGAAGCCAAAGCAGGAAACUUUGGUCGAGCAUGAGGCCAAGGCGGGAACUGGCAUUAUCUUGAAGCCAAAGCAGGAAACGGUAGCUAAGUCUGCUGCUCAAAUAGUAUACGAGCAGCGUGAAAAUAUGGCACCUGCUGCCAGAAUGUCACUGACAAGAAGAGUGCAUCCUCUUGUUUCCUUGAACCCUUACCAAGGAAAUUGGACCAUAAAAGUUCGGGUCACAAGCAAGGGGAACAUGCGGACAUACAGAAAUGCUAGAGGAGAAGGUUGUGUCUUUAAUGUGGAACUAACAGAUGAAGAUGGGACACAAAUACAAGCCACCAUGUUCAAUGAAGCUGCUAGGAAGUUCUAUGAUAGAUUCCAGUUGGGGAAGGUCUAUUACAUAUCCAAGGGAACUUUAAAAGUCGCUAAUAAGCAGUUUAAGACCGUGAAAAAUGAUUAUGAAAUGACAUUAAAUGAGAACUCCGAGGUAGAAGAGGCUGCUAAUGAAGAAACUUUUAUUCCUGAAACAAAGUUCAACUUUGUACCCAUCGAUCAGUUGGGACCCUAUGUCAAUGGGAGGGAACUUGUUGAUGUAAUUGGAGUUGUUCAGAAUGUUUCUGAUAAAGUGCUCCUUAGAAGGAAGAUGGACAAUGAGACUGUUCCAAAGCGUGAUAUGACCAUAGCAGAUGAGACUAAGAGGACUGUUGUGGUUUCCUUGUGGAAUGAUCUUGCAACUGGUUUAGGCCAGGAAUUGCUUGACCUCGCUGAUAAAUCUCCUAUAGUUGCCAUCAAGUCCCUGAAAGUUGGAGAUUUUCAAGGUGUAUCUUUGUCAACAAUAGGCCGAAGUACCAUGCAGGUUAAUCCAGAUAUUCCUGAAGCAAAGAGACUGAGAACUUGGUAUGAAUCUGAAGGGAAAGGGACCACCAUGGCCUCAAUUAGCGCUGGUUUGAGCCCUUCAUUCAAGACUGGUGCAAGGUCAAUGUACUCUGAUCGAGUUGCCCUCUCUCAUAUAACUGGUAACCCAUCUUUGGGUGAGGACAAGCCUUCAUUUUUCAGCGUCAGAGUUUAUGUUAGCCUAAUCAGGAAUGAUCAGGGAAUGUGGUACCGGGCUUGCAAAACUUGCAACAAGAAGGUGACUGAAGCUGUUGGGUCUGGGUAUUGGUGCGAGGGGUGCCAGAAGAAUGAUGAUAGGUGCAACCUAAGAUACAUAAUGGUGUUGAAAGUGUCUGACUCAAGUGGUGAUGCUUGGGUUUCUGCCUUCAACGAGGAAGCAGAGAAGAUUAUCGGGAGCCCUGCUGAUGAGCUUGAUAAAUUGAAAUCAGAGGAAGGAACAAUGAAUUACCAAGAGAAGUUAAAGGAAGCAACUUGGAUUCCUCAUCUCUUCAUGGUUAGUGUUACUCAGAAUGAAUACAAUAACGAGAAGAGGCAAAGGAUAACAGUCAGGGCUGUUGCUCCAAUUGAUUUCGCUGCUGAAUCCAAAAUUAUGCUUGAAGAGAUUAAGAAGUUGACUGAUUCAAAGUGAAAUGUUCUUGUCGUUAGUGAUGUUUAGGUUAAGGUAUCCAUUUCCUGUUUAUAAAAUGUCAAAUGGAUGGGCUUCAUCUAAUAUUUUGAUUGUGGAUUCUAACCCUUAAUUCUGACAUUAUGCUUGUAAUAUAUGUUAAUUAUGUUUCCUAGGAAGCAUUAAUGAAAUAUAGCUGUUUUUAUUACACUGUUUUUUUGCUGUAGUUGUAACUUCUCUAUUCCUUGACAUUCAAACAAGAGUUCUUUUGAGGUGCGGGCAUGCUUAUUGUCAUUGCCAUGCAUCUAUUUGAGCGGGAAGCUUUGGGUUUAUUCUGCACUUCGGCCAUAGAGGAGUUACUGUAGCAGUCCGAGUCUUGGUACCUCGGACCUGUCCUUACAACUUGUUCAGUUGUUUAUCAUUGUAAUAAAUAAUUUUUUUAAUA